Messenger RNA from Trichoderma virens Gv29-8, 1794 nucleotides. RefSeq lists its product as uncharacterized. Lineage: Eukaryota; Fungi; Ascomycota; Sordariomycetes; Hypocreales; Hypocreaceae. Gene Ontology annotation, molecular function: ATP binding; ATP hydrolysis activity. The transcript has 3 exons. The record is from RefSeq and is a predicted model, not a curated record. The annotation marks the transcript as partial.
CUUGAAUUCGCCAUAUACAAGUAUUAUUCAACGGAUAUACCAACAGAGACCAGAGACACGCUACAGCAAGAUGCCAAGAUGCCAGUUCCAGAACCCAAAAGCGAGGUAAUAAAACUCAUUUCGGAGGAGAUGAUUGCGUCAGCAAAAGCAUUUGCAAAAAAGAAUGAAGAUUUACGAAAGAACUUUCCUUCUCUGUCCGCCAAGAAUGAGAUGCAAGUACCAUACUCAUGGUGGUACCACUACCGCGACCAUCGAAACAUAAUUAAUGAUCUACCAAAACCCCAGGCGGAGCUCAUCCACCUUCUGACUAAGUGGAUAGAUGACAGUUACAGUGAGCUCUACAGCCGAGUUGACAGCCAAUUCAGGCGCGGAAUGGUCUCCGCUGCAUCUAUGAGUUUCUUGAUCCAGCCUAAUGACGUUUUGGUCCGCAGAGAUGCGGAGGGUGUUGAAGCUUUUUUGGCAACGUCAUGGUUACAUGAGGAGAAAAGAAGCUCUGAGAUACAAGAGACUUUGGGAGAUCCAGAGUGCACUCUCUUAUCAGUGCCGUGGUCGAAGAAAUCCCAGUGGAAGUGGGAAGUUGACGCGUGGUCAUAUGUCUACAAUGGUGUUUUUUAUCGGAUGAUGAGAAAACUCAUUAUAAAUAUUGACGCGGAGACAACUGAUACAGAAAUCCCGAUUGUGAACUUGGAUGUGUUUCCGCUCCGCUUCGCCUCACGAGAGUUACAAGAAACGCUGAGACGACGAGGCAAGACAUUCUGGAGUUGCCGACAUGGCAGCUACAUCUCAUACGACAGUAAAACCAAGACCGAGGACUCUACACUGGGACAGCGCUACAUGGUAGACUGCCGAACAUACAACAAUUUACAUCUUGAAUCUCUGCUCGGUCAGGAUGUACCGCGCAAAGAAGAUACAUUAACACGCGAAUUCAAGGUUGAAUCGGCCUUUAUACAGCAAGAGGAGGCUCCAUUGGAGCCUGAUGUGUUUCUUUUCCCUCGCACACUUAUUGGCUACGACCUGCAACGAGAGAAAUGGGAUCACCUCGACGUCGAUCUAAUCAAAGAAGUAGCCUGGAAUAAGAAAGCAUUCAGUCAUCUCGUCGCAGAAGCCGAGAUAAAGGAAGUAGUCCAGGCUCUCGUCACAACAAAGAUUGCUACAGAAAGAGGAACAAGCUUGAUGCAGAGCAAAGGCAAUGGGCUCAUCAUGCUCCUGCACGGAGGUCCCGGAACAGGAAAGACAUUCACGGCCGAGAGCGUGGCAGAAUUGGCCGAGAAACCUCUCUUACCCGUGGCAUGUGGCAAGAUUAGCACCACGCCCAAGUAUCUGGAAUCAAUGCUCCACCUUGCGAAAACUUGGGGAUGUGUAGUUCUGUUGGAGGAUGCAGAGGUUUUUCUAGAGCGGCGCUCUGUGGACAACAUGGCACACAAUGCUCUCAUCUCGGACUUCAUACGCGAAAUCGAAUCCUUUGACGGCAUCCUCAUCUUGACGUCAAAGAGCAUCCGCAAUCUUGAUAAGGCUUUCAAGUCACGCAUACGGGUAUCUCUCCACUAUGAGCCACUGACCCAACCACGACGGGCACAGGUUUGGCGGAAUUUUUUGAGCCAUCUUAGCUCCCUGGGUGAGAACAGCAUUGACUUUGAUGACAUCGAGAGUCAUAUAGGUGAGCUUUCAGAGCGAGAGAUGAACGGACAUCAGAUCUGCAGUGCCAUUACCACCGCGAGGCAGCUGGCUCAGUUCCAGGGCAAUACCAUGACCAUCGGCCACUUGAUAUAUGCUAUCGGCAUUACUGACAAGUUU